Phlebotomus papatasi is the source of this 1035-nucleotide messenger RNA. RefSeq lists its product as uncharacterized. Bases 27 to 818 code for a protein of 263 amino acids. The record is from RefSeq and is a predicted model, not a curated record. The transcript has 2 exons. NCBI's taxonomy places the organism in Eukaryota, Metazoa, Arthropoda, Insecta, Diptera, Psychodidae.
GCUGUUUAAAAUUUCAUCGCGUGAAAAUGAAGUUUUUAGUAGUUCUACAGUGCAUUGUGGCUGUAGCAGUGGCUGUGCCAAGACCACAAGGAUACUCCUAUGGAUUACCAAGAUUUUCUGGGGAUGCUAAUUUAAUUGGUGCAGGAUCUUCAUCACCAUUUGCCUCGCUCAGUAGUGUUUCUGGAUCGGGAAGUUCUCAGUCAUUUUCAGCUGCUACAACCUUUGGACAGCAGGCUUCUCGUCAAUACACUCCUGAAGUCCAGAAGCACAUUUACGUGCACGUCCCACCACCAGAUCACGAAGUCCUCCCAGCACCCCGAGUUGUUACCUACGACCGACCCGUUAAGCACUACAAGAUAAUAUUUAUCAAAGCCCCAUCUCCAACUCCUCAGCAGCAACCCCUCCUUCCUGCACCCGUUCAAAAUGAGGAGAAAACUCUGGUGUACGUGCUGGUGAAGAGACCCGACAGACAGCCAGACCUUCAUCUUCCAACACCAGCACCAACAGUUCCAGCCAAGCCCGAGGUGUACUUCAUCAAGUACAACUCGAAGAAGGAGGGAGGAGCUGGGGCAUUGCCGGUGCCAUCACUGCCAUCAGUGCCAUCGGUGGUGGAUGCUCGUGUACCAAGCCUCCCACAAACCGUGCCACAGAGUGGUUCAGCCAGCUCUUUGAAUCAUUUAACCGCAAACGCCGGCAAUGCUGGAACUGGCUUCGCACAACAAUCUGGUGGAUUCAGUCAAGGAAAUGUAGCCACUGGACUGGCAUCCACAGCAUCUCGUGUUUCUCUACCACACACACAAUACGGAGUACCCCUAUAAUUCAUUGAUUUUUAUUUUGAUUUUUAUUUUAAUUAGAUGCAAAAAUUAAAAUUAUUUCGAAACAUUUAGGAACUAGUCAAAAUUGCUAUUUUGAUCUAUUUUUUCCUUUCUUCUUUGCGAAAAACUUUCUAUUUUUAUAAAGAAAAUAUUGUUCUGCUUCACGCAGAAUUAGUGGUUCAGUGUAAAUAAUGCAAUUGAAUAAAAUAAUUUUUACAAA